AUGGUUUACUUGCAAAAAGAAAAUUACUUUUUGAAAAUUGGUUUGGACUCAUUGAUCUCGCAAUCCAAAACUGUGAAAAAACGCGUCAAAAUUGACAUGAUAAUGCAAACUGAUAGAAUGAGAAUUGAAUCAAAACCAACAACAAUCCAUCAUCAAUUAUCCCUUGUGCCCAAAAAUAAUGGAGUUGAUAGUUCGACGCAAAAUCAUACGAGAGCCAUAAAUAUAUUUCAAAACAGCAGAAUCAGUCACAAUAAAAGUAUAAGCAGUGAUGAUGACUUAAACCGUAUAGAAUCAGCAUCAUCGGAGUCUGAUGAAAACGCCAUAGAAUUGAAAAAUACCUGUAGAAGAUUGAUGGAAAAACCGCCUUUGGUUAAACGCUUGACAAUGGGAUUAUUACGGGCUGCCGAAGAUCGAAGUCCUCUUGUUCAUACAUCGUCAAUGACAACUUCCGUUCCUUAUUCACAAGACGGUUACGUGAACGAAGGAGUUAUUUGUGAUCCAGAGAGAAUUAUUGCAACAACAUUUGGAGAUUCGUGUCGUGAUACGUUGAAUCAAUUUACUACAAACGAGAAUGAAAAAACAAAGGCGGUAACACAGCAAUAUGGUCUAAAUUCUAAUAAUAGCAAGCAAACAGGAGAAAAAAAUGAAUUGGAAUUUAAAAGAAAUUUUCACGAUAUUCAUGUUCAUCAUUACCCUGUUGUACCUAUUCGUAAUGAUAGUUUGAGCCUUUUUGAACAAAAUGAAUUAAAAGGAGCAUCAUGGUUUCAAGCGGGAAUUCCUCGUGAAAUCUCAUUAGAAGUUCUUUCUCGACAGCCGCCAGGUGCUUUUUUGGUUCGCCAAAGCACUACAAAAUUUGGAUGUUUUGCAUUAUCGUUGAGGGUUCCUCCGCCAGCGCCUAAAGUUGCUCAUUAUCUAAUUCUUCGAACUAUUAGAGGAUACAAAAUUAAGGGCUUUACGAAGGAAUUUACUUCGUUAACAGCACUUAUCACACAUCAUUCAGUUAUGCCAGAAUUACUUCCUGUGCCAUUAUCCCUUCCUCGUAACUACAUGAAUGUCAGCAAGCAAAAUGGAGAUUUUGAAUAUGGUGACAUAAGAAAUGUGAUGAAAAAGAGCAAUUAA
Molecule: messenger RNA, 1119 nt
Organism: Culicoides brevitarsis
Lineage: Eukaryota; Metazoa; Arthropoda; Insecta; Diptera; Ceratopogonidae
Product: EGFR adapter protein-like
Exons: 6
Coding region: 1-1119 (372 amino acids)
Source: RefSeq, a predicted model, not a curated record